Messenger RNA from Didymodactylos carnosus, 7485 nucleotides. Lineage: Eukaryota; Metazoa; Rotifera; Eurotatoria; Philodinida; Philodinidae. The record is from the annotation of a GenBank genome assembly.
AUGAGUUUAAUGUCAAGUGAUGAAGUGGCAUUAUUGAACGAUGCACGUUAUAAAAAUUUUAUUUCUACAUUAGAAAAAGUAUUGAAACAAUUUGAAUAUUCGUCUGAAUGGGCUGAUUUAAUAACAAAUUUAGUCAAAGUUAAAAAGACAAUCGAAAAUUAUCCAAAAUUUCAAUCAAUACCGAAAAGAAUAACAUUAUCAAAACGUUUAGCACAAUGUCUUCAUCCAGCAUUACCAUCCGGUGUUCAUUUAAAAGCGCUGGAAGUUUAUGCUUCCAUAUUUCAGAUGAUAGGAAAACGAAAUUUACAGCGUGAUAUUAUACUAUACUCACUGGGUCUAUUUCCAUUGUUACCGUCCGCUGCGUUACCGGUCAAACCCGUCCUUUUGUCACUAUACGAAACAUAUCUUUUACCAUUAGGUGAAAGUUUGAAUCCUGUUCUAAUCGAUCUAUUUCUGGGUUUAUUUCCAGCAUUAGAAGAAGGAUCUGAUUAUUUUGAUAGAACAUAUCAGUUAUUAGAUAACAUUUUAUUGAAAAUUGAUAAAUUUUAUUUUUAUUCUUGUAUAUGGUCAGCAAUGCAUUUGCUACCAUCAGCACGUUAUCCAGCAAUAAUAUACAUAUUGAGCCAUUUUGAUAGACGAAAAAGUAUGGAAGAUCAAUUACAUCUAAUGGGAUUAUCCAUUGAAACAUUAGUAUCAGCCGUAUGUGUGUGUUUACAAGAUACUGAACAAUCUUUGGUACAACGUUCAAUAUUAGAUUUUCUUUUAACAUGUUUACCAAUGAAUAAUAAACAAUUGACGAAAAUAGAUUUGAUGAAAAUCAUUACUGUAUCAUUAAAUAUUUUAUUAAAACGUAAUAUGUCUUUAAAUCGUCGAAUUUAUUCAUGGUUUCUUGACUCUGAACAGUUGCCAUUACAAGCACAAGAUUCUAUUGUUUCAACAACUGUAACACAAACAUGCGGCACAUCAACGGUAGCAGAAUUCACUUAUUUUACUCAAUAUACACACGAUAAUCUAAUUCAUGCUUUAAUAAAUGCCCUUGAGUCAAUGAAAGCAGUGCCUUUAACAUAUGAUACCAUAAUACCGAUCACAAUUGACACAAUGUCAAGUUCGUGGACAUUAACAAAAUUAUUACGUGUUCUAAUUAUAUUAGUUGAUAAACCAGAUGUUGGUCCAAAUAUACUCGAAUAUGUAUUAAUGAAUUAUUUAUUAAUUGUAUAUAAACAAGUAUACUUCGAAACAAAAGUUUCUUCAGCUAUGAAUAUACAACAAGAAAAUCAACGAUCAGAAACAUUAAAAACAUUAAAUGUACUAUUGGAUACAUUUGAACCCUAUUUUAUUUGGGAAUUUUUAACAAAAAAUUUUGAUCUUAUUCUAACGCAGACUGAUCAACAACAGGAAUUAGUUCCAUUUAAAUUGACAACAACGGGUGGUGCAACGAUUGAAACAUUAUGUGGAGUUAUUCAGAUGUUACUCGAUAUUGCUUCGUUGGAUUCUUCACCAGAUAUUCAAAUUGAUUAUCUUCCUGAAAUGUUAUACCAUCUCAUUAAAAUAAUGAAUACGCACAUUGUAAAAUUUUCUGCUCAACAAAUUAGUGUAUGUGUUCAAACGUUAUUAAAAAUUUUAAAAAAGGUUGUUUCAUCAGAUACUCGACAUUUAUCUAUAUUUCGUCGUUCAACAAUUAACGAGCGUAGUUCACUAAUUCAGAAAAUAAUUAAUGACGAUAGUGUUCUAGAAGAUGAGAAAAAGAGUGCAAGUAGAUCUGAUGAUGAUGAAGAAAAUGUUAAUAGUAGAUUAAUCAAUGAAAAUGAUUAUUCAAUGAAUGUUUAUAAUAAACUUAUUAAAACAAAUAGUAUUGGACAAUUACAACAAUCUUCUUUAAUAAUAGAUCAAUGUUCAGUUGAUGUUGAACGUUUAUUAAGACAUAUGGUUCGUACUAUUGAAAAACAAGUAUAUAUUCACAUAGAACCAGUGUCAACGUCGACAACAAGUUCACAUAAAUUAACGAGAACAUCAACAUCAAUCAAUAAAAAUGUUUUAAAAUCAAUUAAUCAUAUUGAAAAAACGUUAAAUUUGUAUAAAGCAUUUUUUCAUUGUUUCAUAACAACAUUUAUUAUUUCAAAUGAUAGUCAACAAAUUAAAGAAAAAUUCAAAAAAAUGUAUUCACUAACACAAAAAAAAACUCAUGAUAAUAUUUGUGCACUAUUUAAUCAAUACUAUCGACAACAAACUGAGUUCUCUCUAAAAUUGAAUGAUAAUGUUGAAUUAUAUAGGAAAUCUUUCGAAGACUGUUGCAAAUUACUCGUCGAUUUAUGUUGCUUUCCAAGACAAUUUACAAACGAUAAUACCAAGCAAACACCGGUUGCAGAUUCAAUUGAAUUUGAUGAUUGGUGUAUGGAUUUAUGUGUUUUAUCGAUAUGUUGUAGUAACCAUUUUUCUAUUCAAACAAUAUCCAUUUCUGUUCUUAUUGAAUUAGUCGAUUAUUCAUUAUGUCUAUAUUGUUCAUCAAAUAAUGUUAGCAAAUCAGCAUUGAUCGAUCAACAAAAACUACCAAAUACUUCUUUAAUCUUUCACAAUUUACCGACCACACCAAAAACAAUCGACAAUUCUAUUGUACCACUUACGAAUAGCCUGAAUGAACAUAUACCAAUUUUUCCACCGUUUACUCAAGAUCAAGUGAAUUUUUUGACAGUUGAUACACUUUAUUUUCAACAUGUAACAUCGUAUUUAUGGGAACAUUUAAGUGAUGAAUAUCAGCAACAAUACAAUAUAAAAUCAUCUCGUCUAUUAUUAAUGUUACACUCAAUGUUACCAUCGCGUGAUUGUGAAGAUAUGAUAUGUAAUCAAUUAUCAUCCACACAUAUUCAACAGUAUGAUAAUGAAUUUCAAAUAAUAGAAUCAUACAAACGUUUUUUUAAAUUAUGGAAUUCAACACGUGAUUUAUUAUCAACAUCUACCUUACGUUUAACAAAAACAUUUGAACGAUGUCUACUGAUUGUUUUAAGUAUAUUGAAUGAAUCGAAUAAUCAUUGUCUAAAAUUGAUGGUACAACAGUGGAUAUGUGACCGUUUUAUACAAGGUGAUAUGUAUAGAAUAUUUGAUAUACUGUUUAUUAUGUUAUUACAUCCUGAUACAGCUAGAAUAUCGAUACAAAAACUAAAUCCAAUAAAUCAUCGUGAUUAUUUCCAGAAACAAAUUUCAUUAGUUUCUCCUGAACAAAGUUUAAUAAAUUCAAAUUUCAAAAAAAUGGCUGAUCUUGACGAGGAUGAAGAUGAUGGCGAUAUAAACAAAAUGACAUUUCAAAUAUCAUCGAAUACAUUUGAUGAUAUGGAGGGUGAGGAUACAUUCGUCGAUGAACAUGAAAUACCCACAGAAGAUGACCUACAACAUCAUGAAGGUGAUACUGAGGCAACUGACGAAGAUCCAGAGGCAAAAAUUGGUGCAAUUAGUUGUGAGUCUGGUGAAGUUGUUUAUCAUGUUAAACAAUCAUCGCCAAAUUUAAAAUCCCAAGUAGCAAAAGCAAACAAACAAACAACAUUAAGUUUAUCUCAACCAGUAUUAACUAAUCCUGUAAUACCUCCUAUAAACAACGAUCAAUUGAAAGUCAUUAAAAGACGAGCACCUACUUUACCACCAAAUUUUCAUAAUAAAAGUAUAAAUACUAUUACUCAUGAUAACACCAACUUAAAAAACAAUAAUAAUAGUAAAAUGUUUAGUUCAGUGCAUGAAGAUUUAGUCGAUAAUCCUGAUGCGUCUGUAACAACAAAACCCGAUUUAUCCUAUCUGUUAUCAGUUGAUUUAAAAUCUGUUCCACAUUUAAAUAAUUCAUCAUCAUCAACAUAUUCUCGUCGUCCUCAUUCAGCUGGUUCAUCAUCUCAAACGUUUUCAGCAUCUGCAGAUGAUAUUGAUACUAUUCCUAUCACAUCAUUGAGUGAAUCUAAUUUUCUUACAGUAUUGGUACCAACAACUACAUCAUUCAAUCAAAAUACUGUAGCAAAACAAUCACGAGAUAUGACAUUAAAUUCUUCUUCAGCUACUGUAUUAGCUGAAAAAAAUAAAAAGAUUGAUGGUCAUUUAGCUUACAUAUUACUAUAUACUCAACCAUAUGAUUAUAAUCGUGUUCUAUUCUCAAUGACAUUAAUUGAAAGUUUAAUUGAUCUAAUACCCAAACAAUUGAUUCAAACAUUAUCGUAUACAAAUCAUAAUAAAACAUCUACAAUAAAUAUUCAUAAUAGUAGAAUGUACGAAUUAUAUACAAGACAUAAACGAUCAAUAGAAGGUAAAAAUUUUUAUUCAUCAAUUGAACAACAACAACAACAACAACAAAUAAUGCCCUGUUAUUUAUAUACAAUGAUUAACAUUCUAUUAACAUAUGUGAGAAGUUAUUAUCCAACAAGUUUUAGACAAAAAUUAAAUUUACAUGAUAUGCGAGAGAAUCGAAAAGUUCAUAUACGAACAUUAAAUUUAUUAGCUAGAAUAUGUCAUGAUUUGUCAUUUAUCUGUAUAGAUACAACAUCAACAUUAUUCAUUAAUUUUAUUAUUGAUUUAUUGAACAAAACAGCAUUGCAAAAAACAAUUUUACAUCUAUUUCAUACAGCGGUAGAAAAAGUAAUACCAUCAUCAACACAUGAAAAUAUCCAACAACAAGUUAAAUCAUCCGAAACACUAAUAAACAUGACAUCACGUCAACAAAAAUUAAAAACCUUAUCAAAAACAAUAUUGGACUAUAACAUCGAGCCAGUAUAUGAUGAAUUCAGUCGACAAUAUUUAAAACAAUUAGCUCAAUUAUUAGAAGAAAUUGUAUUUCUCGAACAUGUGGUAGUCCAAUGUCAACAUUCUCAGAAAUCAUCAAAUGACAAAACAUCAACAAGUACAAACGCUAUUUCAACAUCAAAUACUCUUAUAUCUGUAUCAUCAAAUGGAUUUGGUUCUCAAAUGUUAGAUCAUAAUUCAUCAUGGUCAUCACCCAUCUCACCAUUUACAAUAAAGCAAUCGUUACCCUUGGAACUAGAUUUCAUUUCACUAUUGCCAUCGACAUUAGCUACUACAACUCUAAUAACAAAAAAUACUGGCUCAUCCCCAACUACAACAUUACGUUAUAUCGAUAAUCAGCCAGUUGUUAAUCAAAGUUUAUUUCUAUCAUCAAUAUUACAAUAUUUGAAACAAAUUGAUUUUAUUGAAAAUCAUCGAUAUAUAAUUAGUCUUUGUAUUCGAAUAUUGCCACAUUGUGGUUCAUCAUUGAAGUCAAUUGGUAGUCUAGUUGUAGAACAAAUGUGUCGAAAUUUAUGCUAUGUGGUUCAAGCUCAUCAUCAACGUUCAAUACAAUCAAUAAAUAUAUUUAGAACAAGAUUGUUACCACAUUUUGAUGUUAUCGACUAUGUUAUUCAUUUAAUUCAACUUUUAUCAUAUAUUUGUAAUUAUUGUUUAUUAGGAAUCGAGAAUGAGAAAAUAAAUGUACAAAUGUCGACAGUAACAUUGACACAAUACUGGAUGAAAAAUGCAAAUUUGAGUGAGCGUGACUUAUAUGAUGCUCGUCAAUCAAUUUUAAAUCAGUUGCCAUCAAUAUUAUCGAGUUUAUUAUUUAUAUGGAAAACUGUUUCGGAACAACUAUUAUUUGAAUUACCAGAACAAACAAUAACAACAACAAUAAAUCUUAAUUUUCAAAAACAAUAUAAAAAUCCUUGGCCUAAUCAAUCAGUUAAACAAAUACGUCAAACAAUUUUAGAACUAUUAAGUUCAUUAACAAAACAUAAUGGUAUUUCAUUUAUGUUAGCUAUUGCUGUAUGCUGGGGAGAACGAAAACGGCAACAACGAUUAAAAUCAACUGCGCAAUCACCAAAAUUAUCCACGGGUAGUAUCGGUGUAACAACAUCAACAAUAUUAACAAUGCCAAGAGAUAAUAUUGGUGAAAUACAAGCACUUAUUGAUAUAGUCAUGAAUAUUAAAAAUUAUACAAUUAAUGAUAUCAUAGCAAAUAUGAAUGAAUUAAUUCGGAAUCAACUGACAGUAAGAGACAAGAAAAAACAAAAUUACGAUGUUUGGUGUCUACAAUUUCUAUUAGCUUAUUUAGAACAGCAAAAAAGUCUAACUGUUGAUUUUUGGCCACAAUUAUCGUUUAUGUUCAAAGAAUGUCUGUCAUCUCAACCGAUCUCUCAGUCAGCAACAUUUUUGAUUCUAAGAAUAUUAAGUUUCUAUGUAAAACGAUUACCAACAAUUUCUGAGAAACGUGAUAUGAGAGAUUUACAGGAUAUAACAAUGCGCGUACUUGAUAAUUGUAAUAUUAUUGUUGCCUCAUCUCUGCAACAAACAACAUGGCUAAGAAAAAAUCUUCAAGUACGUUUAGCAAAUAGCGAUGGAACAGUAGUGAAAAAUAAUGAACAAUUAUUAGACGUUCCUAUUGCUGUAUCUCAAACAAUGAUUAGUUUUGAUUCAUCGAACACAAAUUAUAGCCUCCUAGCAUUAUCCAUAUUAGCCGAACAUGCUGCAUCAUUACUCGAUAUUGUUUAUAGUAAAAUAGAUGAAAAAGAAAGAAUAGUAAUACCAUUUUUACAAAAUUUAGUACCAAAUGUUAUACCCUACGUUAAGACUCACGUACAAUUGAAUGCAUCGUCGUAUCGUUGUGCAUCCCAAUUAUUAAUGAAUUUAUCUCAAUAUUCGUAUACGCGUAAAGCAUGGAAAAAAGAAGCAUUUGAACAAUUGUUUGAUCCAUCCUUCUUUCAAUUAGAUAUACAAGCAUUAAAAUCAUGGAAAAUAAUUGUCGAUAAUUUGAUUACAAAUGAACGUCCAACGUCAUUUCGUGAUGUAAUGACAAAAAUAAACACAAUACAAACGGGUUUAUUUAUAUCUAAAGAAUAUGAAUAUGAACAACGUGCUAUGUUAGUUAAACGUUUUGCAUUUGUUAUCUAUUCAUCAGAAAAAGAUCAAUAUAAUAGACAAUUACCCGAAAUAUUGGAACGAAUUACCGAUUUACUAAAAUUACCACAAAUGCCUACAUUACAUACACAAAUGUUUUUAUUUUUCCGUGUACUUUUGCUACGUAUUGCAUCAAGAAAUUUAAUAUCAUUAUGGCCAAUAUUAAUGGCAGAAUUAGUACAAGUAUUAUUGCAAUUUGAACAAGAUCUGUUAUCCGAUUUGGAUGGUGAAGCAAAAUCUCAUAUUCAACGUUUGGCAAUGAACGAUUUGGCUUCGACAACUGUGUCAAGUACACCAUCUGGUCAAGGUUUAAAUCCUGCGUUAAAAAUGUAUUUGUUUGCCUGUAAAUUGCUUGAUGUAUUAUUAGCAAUGCCUUAUUCUGAAUUAUAUCAUUUUCAGUUAUUUCGCUCCGCGUUUGUAAGUGAUGAAGAUGGUGGACGUAAAACAAAUACGGAUUCAUUUAUUGCUUUUUCAGCAAGAUUAUCAAAAUUGCUUGAACGAAAGUUAACGUUGUCGAUAACGGCCGAAGAAGGAACGGGAACUUUUACAGUCCUAACUAAUGUUCGAUUAUGUUAG